GGUGACGUCAUUAACGUGUCAUCCCUCCUGCAGCCAGGGACUGGUUGAAACCGACGGAAAGCUUCUGGAGGUCUGUCACCGACCUGGGGGGAGACAUACACAGGUCAGCCGCCGCACAGUGAGCGUCUCACACACACCCAGCUCCAGACUUUAACCCCGGUAUGUCCACUUUCUGUGUGCUGAGGAGUCGCUGCUUCCUCCGGCAGGUCUUCCCCGGCCUGCCCGCCGCCAUGCACAAACACUACAGCCUGGACGUCUCCUCUCCGCUGCUGCGCACCGAGAGCUACGUGAACGGCCGCUGGGUCCCCGCAGCCUCGGUGUUCCCGGUCCUGGACCCGGCCACGGGGAAGGAGAUAGCCCGGGUGUCAGACUGUGGCCCUGCUGAGGCCAAGCAGGCUGUGGACGCUGCCUACAAGGCGUUUCAUUCCUGGAAGCAGUACACAGCUAAGGAGAGGAGCGUCCUGCUGAGGAAGUGGUUCGACCUGGUGACGCUGCACAAAGAAGACCUGGCCAAGCUGAUCACAUUUGAGAGUGUGAGUAUCAGGUGUAAAAUAAAGGAAGUAUUAAGGGUCUGAAUGUGGGACAAAAUCUAAACCUGCAGGAGGAGG
Messenger RNA from Labrus bergylta (ballan wrasse), 608 nucleotides. The record is from RefSeq and is a predicted model, not a curated record. NCBI's taxonomy places the organism in Eukaryota, Metazoa, Chordata, Actinopteri, Labriformes, Labridae.